AUGCCGCCCCUCAGCAGCAUGCCCGUCUGUUCGCCGGAGAGAAGGGAGUGCGGAAAGCUUAGGGGUGAGAGCCGCUGGAGCGACAGGCACAACAUCAACUGCGACGAGAUUACAGCAACACGCUGGGAAAUCAAUGCACCGUGCGGCAGUGCCAUGGCGGGAGGAGGAGCGGGAGUCGGCGCAUCAGCAGAUGUCAAGAAAUUAAACCUGAAACCGUGUUAUGUAGAAGACAGAAGCUCCAAGGUGGCCUGGUUAAACCGUUCCGGCAUCAUUUUUGCUGGAGAGGACAAGUGGUCCCUGGACCCUCGAGUAGAGCUGGAGAAGAGAAACCCCCUGGAAUACAGCCUGCGGAUCCAGAAAGUGGAUGUCUAUGAUGAGGGGUCCUAUACGUGUUCAGUGCAGACACAGCAUCACCCCAAGACUUCCCAGGUUUAUUUGAUCGUGCAAGUUCCACCAAAGAUCUCCAAUAUCUCCUCGGACAUCACCGUGAAUGAGGGCAGCAAUGUGACCCUGGUUUGCAUGGCAAAUGGGCGUCCUGAGCCUGUCAUCACCUGGAGGCACCUCACCCCAACAG
Messenger RNA from Balearica regulorum gibbericeps (East African grey crowned-crane), 574 nucleotides. The record is from RefSeq and is a predicted model, not a curated record. Lineage: Eukaryota; Metazoa; Chordata; Aves; Gruiformes; Gruidae.